ACACAGGCUCCUGACUGCAUGUUUUUCAAUGUGCAGGGUGUAUCAAGAUGGCCGCUGCUAGCGAACUGUGGGUGUACUAAGAUGGCUAAACGAGAGUUCUGAUUGGCUGGGGGGGUUGCUGUGAUGAAUUUCGGUGGCGUGUGAGGCCCGGGGUACCGCAUUCCGGUGCUUAUCUGCCCCCCCCCAUUCCCCGGGGUCCCCACAGGUGAUCAAGGAACCCCAUUCCAGGCAAGAUGGCUGAGGAGGCAGAUGUGGACAUUGAGGGGGAUGGGGCAGCAGACUGCAGCCAGGGGAAGUGCGAGGAGCUGAGCUCUGGGUUUGUUCCCGGUCACUAUCUGGAUUCUGUGUGGAAGAGCAAUGAAGACCUCACUCCCUGGACCCUGGACAGCAGCAUCAGCGAUGAGAACCGGGCUGUCAUUGAGAGGAUGCUUCUUGAAGAAGAAUAUUAUUUAUCCAACAAGCCGAUUCCAGCAAAGUUUUUCUCCGACUCGAACAUUGCAGAAAAGGCCGCCAUCAAGAGGAGCCCCCAGAAGAAAACUGCUCGUGUCCCGAUCCGAUCUCCCUCUAAGCCCAGUAGCGGAGCUGUGAAGUGGACGGUGGAGGAGAGAGAUCUAUUUGAGCAGGGGCUGGCAAAGUUUGGCAGAAGAUGGACGAACAUUGCCAGGCUGAUAGGGAGCCGCACGGUGCUACAGGUCAAGAGCUACGCCAGGCAGUAUUUUAAGAAUAAGUGUAAGGAGGAGAACAGCGAAAAAGAGGGCAAAGCGCUGGCGGCGGAGCUUCCCGUUUUCCACGCUGAGAAUUCCGAGGAAGAAGCGAAUCUCUCUGCAUUCCGAGGUCGAGCGGACCCCAACCUCAACGCGGUAAAGAUUGAGACCUUAUCAGAUGAUGAGGAGGUGGACAUAACGGAUGAGGUGGGUGAGGCAUUUGUCAACAGCGAGGACCUUCCUGACACGGCGAUAAAUCCAGAAGAUACGAUCUGCCAGGUGAAGGAAGAGGCCAUCCAUCCCACCGCGGGACAAAGUCACCUCACCCCGGAACGGCCGCACACCGAUGUUCCAGAGACAGAGGCGCUUUGUCAGAAGGACCCCGGUGACAGGGACGCUUUUUAUUGCUUCUCAUGCGUGUCACACAGCGACACUUUGACAUCCACACAAGACGAAGAGGUCAGCCGAGACUCCACUUGUCUGGGCGCAGAGGAUAAAGAUGUUGACACUGCGAUGGUUCAGGCGUCUCCACCCUAUGAGGACGAAGACGCCCCAGAAGAAGAUAUAAAACCACCCGACCAGGAGGUGGUGCUAGAACCAGACUUCAUCCAGGAAGAAGAGAAACAAGCCAUCCCAGAAUUCUUUGAGGGGCGCCCAGCAAAGACUCCGGAGCGCUAUCUCAGGAUACGCAAUUACAUCUUGGAUCAAUGGAAGAAUUCUAAGCCAAAUUACUUGAACAAAACUUCAGUCCGCCCGGGACUAAAGAACUGCGGAGACGUGAACUGCAUCGGGCGUGUCCACACCUACCUGGAAUUAAUUGGCGCCAUUAACUUUGGCUGUGAACAAGCAUUUUACAAUCGGCCCCGUCCAUUGGAUAAAACAAAGACCAAACUGGUAAAAGAUACAUUGGAGGCGUACGAGUUCGCCCACCGCCUGCAGACUAUGCGCACCAGACGAAGGCGUGUCCGGGACCCGUGGGGGAAUUGGUGUGAUUCCAGAGACCUCGAGGGACAGACGUUUGAGCAUCUCUCUGCAGAGGAGUUAUCUCGGAGACGGGAGAGAAUGAAGGCCCUGCGAUGCUCCAAGGGAUCCAGACCACCCAAGAGCACAUUUGACCCGUUCCAGCUCAUCCCCUGCCUUGACUUUACUGAAGAGAGGCAGGCUCCCUUCCAAGUGAAGAUCUCAGCGGAGGCCAUGCUAAUAUUAGAUUUGCACUCGCACGUCUCCAUGGCGGAAGUCAUAGGAUUAUUAGGAGGAAGAUAUUCGGAAGAAGAACGUAUUGUAGAAAUUUGGACUGCGGAGCCGUGUAACAGUCUCAGCACGGGGCUGCAGUGUGAAAUGGACCCGGUUUCUCAGACUCAGGCAUCAGAAGCCCUGUCGCUGCACGGAUACAAUGUCAUCGGAUGGUACCACUCUCAUCCUGCCUUUGACCCCAAUCCGUCCAUCCGGGAUAUCGACACCCAGGCCAAGUACCAGAGUUAUUUUUCCCGCGGAGGAGCAAAGUUUUUGGGGAUGAUUAUCAGUCCGUAUAACCGCAGUAACCCCCUGCCGCAGUCGCAGCUUUCCUGCCUGGUGAUCGGUGACGAUCUGAGUGAGGACGGCUCGUACAGAAUACCAUACAGGUUUGAUGUGGAGCACAUGACCGGUCAGCCGAGCUGGGAGGCCAUUUUUGAGAAGACCAGGUGGAUUGUGGAGAAGUAUCGCCUAUCUCACAGCAGCGUUCCGAUGAACAAAAGGUUCCGCCAGGACAGCGAUCUGACGUGUCUGCAGAAGCUCCUGACGUGCCUGCGGAGGACGCUGGUGAGCGCAGCCUGCUCGGAGUUUGCCGAUGAGUUUCUUAGCCAAAUAGAAGAUUAUUUCCUCACCAGCUAUACGAGCGUCAAAGAUGAUAUGGGAGGGGCUCUGGCCGCAGUCGCCGAAACGGAAACCUCCACAUCGGACGCAGCGGCUGAUGACUGAAGACUUCCCGGGACACACGCUCAGAUCUCUAUGACCUCUGUGUGUGUGU
Rana temporaria (common frog) is the source of this 2712-nucleotide messenger RNA. It is a transcript of the gene MYSM1, whose product is annotated as Myb like, SWIRM and MPN domains 1. The coding region runs from base 234 to 2663 and encodes 809 amino acids. Gene Ontology annotation, molecular function: polyubiquitin modification-dependent protein binding; metallopeptidase activity. The record is from RefSeq and is a predicted model, not a curated record. Gene Ontology annotation, biological process: double-strand break repair. Gene Ontology annotation, cellular component: BRISC complex; BRCA1-A complex. The transcript is spliced from 20 exons. Lineage: Eukaryota; Metazoa; Chordata; Amphibia; Anura; Ranidae.